This is a messenger RNA of Hordeum vulgare subsp. vulgare (domesticated barley), 2097 nucleotides long. RefSeq names its product chaperone protein dnaJ 13. NCBI's taxonomy places the organism in Eukaryota, Viridiplantae, Streptophyta, Magnoliopsida, Poales, Poaceae. The coding region runs from base 235 to 1857 and encodes 540 amino acids. The record is from RefSeq and is a predicted model, not a curated record. The transcript is spliced from 13 exons.
UCAUCAGCGAAGGAAAGAAAACGGAGGGAGUAUAGCUCCUUCACCCUGUGAUGGAUGUCUAUGUCUUGAGGCGGAAGUAGAAAUCGAAGAACUCUUUAUUAAUCCCCAACAAAUCCACCAAGAAGAAGAAGGAAAAUCACCAUAAACCCUCGCGUCCGAAAAAAAACCCUGCCCCAUUCGCCCCCCACCGCCGUGCCGGGCAAGCAGAAGCAGCCGCCGCAGCCGCACGGCGUCAUGGCGCCGGAGCCGGAGCCGGAGGACGGGAGGGAGCUCUACGCGCUUCUGCACCUCUCGCCGGAGUCCUCCGACGAGGAAAUCCGCAGGGCAUACCGCCAGUUCGCGCAAAUCUACCACCCCGACAAGUACCAGGACCCCCAGAUGAAGGAUGUAGCAACUGAAAACUUCCAACGAAUACGUGAUGCAUAUGAGAUACUAUCGGAUGAGAACAAAAGACAGAUCUAUGAUAUCUAUGGCAUGGAAGGUUUAAAUUCUGGUCUGGAACUUGGUCCCAAGUUAAAUAAACCCGAAGAAAUCAAACGACAGUUAGAAGAGCUGCGACGGCGUAAGGAGGAAGAGAAAGUUUUCUUUCAUGCUCGAUCCACUGGAUCAAUCCUAGCUAAUAUCUCACUGCCACAAUAUUUGGAUGGCGACGGCGUCAUGGGAGGAAUGGGAAUGUCUAGUGAAAUUGAGCUGCCAGUAUCCAAGCAAAACACUGUCACUGUUGGUGGAAAUUUGGUCGUCAAUGGUACAAAUGGGUCUGGUGCAGCAACUGCUGUGCUGCGCCAUCAGUUGUCUUCUGCGUCUUCGAUAGACUUUAUGGCAACAGCUGGACUACGUUCCCUUAUUGGAGUACAGACAUUUCGUCAGAUUUCACCGAAUUCAACAGCUACUUCUGGACUUGCUCUCUCAUUGAGAGAUGGAUCUGUUAACCUGUCAAAUGGCUGGACUCGCCAAUUAUCUGAAGACACUGUUGCCAAUAUACAACUUGUCCUUGGUACUGAAUCAAAUAUAUCCGUCGGAUGGCAAAAGAAGGAUGAAAAAAGGUCUGCGGCAGGAGAAAUAAAGUUUGGUACUAAUUCAUUUGGCGCAUCUGCUCAUUACACCCAUCGUUUCUCCUCAAAGUCCCAUGGUCGUGUUGCUGGUAGAGUUGGAAGCACUGCCCUUGAUUUUGAAAUUGGAGGAGGAAGAAGGAUAUCAGAGUUCAGUACAGUAAGGAUGCUCUAUAAUAUAGGAAUCCAGGGUGUCACUUGGAGAUUUGAGUUGAAUCGUGCUGGGCAAAAGUUAGUUAUCCCAGUCUUGCUUUCCACUGACUUCAAUGCUUUAUUCGUCACCGGCGCAUUUGCUAUUCCUUCGACUCUAUAUUUUCUACUUCAGACAUAUCUUGUGAAGCCUUAUUAUCUAAGGCGAGAAAAGCAGAAGACGCUUGAAAAAAUGGAUAGCUUGUCUACACAGCUAACAGAAGCUAGACAAGCUGCUAAAAAAUCACAAAGAUUGCUGGAACCCGUCUCUAAUCGCAAGAAGAAUAAACAGCAGGAGAGUGAUGGUUUGGUAAUCACAAAAGCUCUGUAUGGCAAUCAUAAAAAGAUCAAAGAGAGUAGUCAGUUGAGUGAGAUAGAUGAUAAUGUGGCUUCACAAGUAUUAGAUGUGACGAUCCCACUCAACUUCCUCGUGACCGAGGCAGGUCAGCUCAAGCUUCACGAGGGGAUAAAGAAGUCCGGAAUAAUGGGCUUCUAUGAUCCUUGCCCUGGAGAUCCGAAGCUACUGCUUGUCGAAUACUUAUUCCAUGGCCAGCAAUACAAGGUAAUGGCAGAUGAUUAUGGUGCACUGUCGAUACCACAAGACAUUCAUCAGAUUUGACCUGAGACAAUUGAUCCAAAGCAGCAUUUGAACACUUUUGUUGAGUCGCACUGUAACCAUCAUAGUUUUGUUGUGCUGACACACUCUUCCUUGUUUUGGGUAUCAUUUCCUUGUGUGAGCCCCUUUUUGUUGUAUACAUGAGUGGGCUUGUGCCACCUAGAUGAGUGAUAGAGGGCACGCCCCAAACAAUAAGAUGAGCCAAUAAUAGGUUCGCAGCAUUUAGCUCGGUUGGCGGACGUA